Messenger RNA from Monopterus albus (swamp eel), 1352 nucleotides. It is a transcript of the gene cables2b, whose product is annotated as Cdk5 and Abl enzyme substrate 2b. Lineage: Eukaryota; Metazoa; Chordata; Actinopteri; Synbranchiformes; Synbranchidae. The record is from RefSeq and is a predicted model, not a curated record. Bases 72 to 1313 code for a protein of 413 amino acids. Gene Ontology annotation, biological process: regulation of cell cycle. The transcript has 7 exons.
GGUAAAAGGGAUUUGACAGUUGCAAGUCUGGGAUUAAUCCGUCAGUCGACUUCUUCUGUGGGACCGCUACCAUGGCGGCAGCGGCUGCUUGCGGCCAACAUAAUGCCGCAAUAGCAGCUGGGGUUUCCGGGAAAAAAACGCAUGCUAAUAGGGAGCAAACCCGGAGGAACCGUGAGAGCUCUCGUCGGAGACAAGCUGCACUUUUGUUUCUCAGUAACAUCUCCCUGGACGGACGGCCAAUACUGAGUAACUCAGCCGAGAGUGGAGUAAGCCGCCACCACAAAGACACCGACUUGGAGGGAGCCGACUCCUUCCCUACGGUGGCGGCAGCGGCCGGGUUGUGCCCGGAGAUAGGUAGGAGUGGCAGCUGUGGGACAUUCUCCAGUUUAUCAUUGUCCGUGAACUCCGGGAACGUCAGUGCCUCUCCGGUACCGAGGACAGGACUCCUCAAUGUACCGUCUAUCCUCGUCCUGCCAUCGGACACGGGCUUCAGCGGUGCAGAGGGCGCGGAGAUGCUGCUGGAGUGCCGCAGAGGCUCGGUCCCUUCGCCGGGGAACAGUAACCUGCUCUCGGCGUCCCCGUCCAACACCAGUCUGCUACCGUCGCCACUGGGGCCGCGGAAGUCUUCCACGCUGCUGUCAGUUCAGAGCUGUAACUCGGCGUCCCCAGAGCCGCGCCAAAGGACGCGAAACUUCUCUGGUGGUUCUCCCAGACCUCGACACACCAAGAAGAUCCACUUCAUUAAGAAUAUGAAACAGUAUGACACGAGAGGCAGCAGGAUCGUGCUGAUCUGUGCCAAGAGGUCUCUUUGUGCUGCCUUUUCUGUUCUGCCAUAUGGAGAGAGCUUCUACCUCAGUGACCCUACAUUAAACCACCCGAGAAGGAGACACUCAUCUGGAAACAUCUCCACCACCCUGGAGAUGCUCCCAGGGCUAGAAGGUUUCCAGCUGGACACCUAUGGCAGGUCGGUGUCGUACGCCCAGUUCCUGUACCCCACCAACGCUCUGGUGAGGCACAAGCUGUCCUCAACCAACGACCUGACGCUGCAGAUCCCAGUGUCCAGGAGUGCAAACAACAUGCCAGGCAGGAGUUACCCACCCAGCAGGCUGAACAGCACUGUGGGACUGGACCUGGGUCUGGAUGAUGUCACAGACUAUGACCCUAACCUCAUCAAUGACCCCCACUGGCCGUGUGGGAAGCACAAGCGGGUGCUGAUCUUUGCUUCCUACAUGCAGUAUCAUGGAUUGGCAGCAAAUAUCCAGCAGCUGUGUGUCCUUUCACACACACCAUCCAGGGCUCUGUGGGCUGUCUGACACCUCUACUGACCUGUGUGUCAGACAGCAGAUGUUACU